Plasmopara halstedii is the source of this 180-nucleotide messenger RNA. RefSeq lists its product as uncharacterized. The transcript is spliced from 2 exons. Bases 1 to 180 code for a protein of 59 amino acids. Lineage: Eukaryota; Oomycota; Peronosporomycetes; Peronosporales; Peronosporaceae. The record is from RefSeq and is a predicted model, not a curated record.
AUGGCUAUGAUUUUAACCAUGCUUGAACGAAAACCCAAUACGUUCGAAGCGGUUUUUGAGGAACAGGCUGCGGGCGAGAACCAACAAACUCGAAGGUCGCGAUCCUACGAAUUACUGGUCGACGAAGUUUCCGCGGAGAAAAUUCAAGUCCUAUUACACGAUAUGUUUCCUACUGGGUGA